Anopheles moucheti is the source of this 1799-nucleotide messenger RNA. RefSeq names its product elongation of very long chain fatty acids protein 1. Gene Ontology annotation, molecular function: fatty acid elongase activity. The record is from RefSeq and is a predicted model, not a curated record. Gene Ontology annotation, biological process: fatty acid elongation, monounsaturated fatty acid; fatty acid elongation, polyunsaturated fatty acid; sphingolipid biosynthetic process. The transcript is spliced from 7 exons. NCBI's taxonomy places the organism in Eukaryota, Metazoa, Arthropoda, Insecta, Diptera, Culicidae. Gene Ontology annotation, cellular component: endoplasmic reticulum membrane. Bases 167 to 1108 code for a protein of 313 amino acids.
UUCAAUCAGUACGACCGUUCCGCUCUGUCCGUUACAACCGUUGAAAAGAGCGCCCAAAGUGAAGAGUGCAAAGGCAGGCCAGAAGCUUAAAGAUACAAAGCCGUAAGUGCAGGUGAAAAGUGGUGAGUUCGGUACGAUACGUCAGCAAAACCAGCGCGAGCCGAAAAUGAAUCCGGACGUGCAGAUAAGUGAAGCCAGCAACGGCAUCCUGGACCGUGUGAUGAAGUUUUUCGUUGAUAAUCAAGAUGAGCGCACGAAGGAGUGGUUCCUGUCCGGAUCGAUCACCCCGCUGAUCAUGAUCCUCGUGACGUACCUGUACUUCUGCCUGUACGCUGGCCCGCGCUAUAUGGCGAAACGGAAGCCCUUCAAGCUGGAGAAUGUGCUGAUUGCGUACAAUGCGGUCCAGGUGUUGCUCAGCAUCGUGUUAGUGUAUGAAGGUAUUGAAGGCGGUUGGAGGAAACAUUACAAUUACUCCUGUCAACCCGUGGACUACAGCCGAAACCCGGUAGCAAUGAGGAUGGCUCGUGCCGUUUGGAUGUACUACAUGUGCAAGGUCGUGGAGCUGCUCGACACGGUGUUCUUCGUACUGCGGAAGAAACAGAACCAGGUUUCGUUCCUGCACGUCUACCACCAUAGCCUGAUGCCAGUCUGUGGCUUCAUUGGCGUCAAGUACUUUGCCGGGGGUCACGGUACGCUGCUGGGCGUCAUCAACUCGUUCAUCCAUGUCUGCAUGUAUGCGUACUACAUGCUGGCCGCAAUGGGCCCUAAGGUUCAAAAGUAUUUGUGGUGGAAACGUUACCUGACCGUAAUGCAGAUCGUUCAGUUCAUAAUCGUGUUCUUCCACACCGUGCAAGUGCAGUUCCAGCCGAACUGUGCGUACCCAAAGCCAAUCGCCGCCCUGCUCACACUGAACGCCGGUCUGUUCAUCUACAUGUUCAGCUCGUUCUACGUACACUCGUACAUCCGCAAAUCGAAUGCGGCUGCGAAGCGCACCGCAAAGGCCGGCGAGGAAAACAACAACCAGUUGGAGUGCAAACCAAAGGACACCGUGGAGGUGAACAAGCGGCCAGCGGUGGAGGUGGCGGGCGAGCUCAAGAAGACCCUGUAGGCUAGCUUUAUACGUAAAAUAAUCGCUCGUCCUGUUGCGCGCGUGAGGAUAACUCUCCGGCAGCGCUGUUCGGUGGGCCGGGUUGUGUUGCAAGGUGUUCCUCGGGGAAAGGGGAGUUCGGAGUGUGAACGUUAGCAGAGAACAGUUGCAGUCGUGGGUACAUGGAAGGGAUCCAAAGAAUGAUCGGGAGAAAAGGAUGCAAAUGGCUCGCUUAAAGUCAGAACACGUUGUAUGUUCCCACCACGGUCUAAUUCUACAAGCUCCAGAAAGUGCACAGGAGUUUGCAAGAGUGUAGGACAGAAAUGAAAAAGAAAAAUGAAGACAAUCUGUAGCUCACCACCCGGAACGCAUAUCUAUAUUAAGGAAGUCAAAACAGAAACACAGCACCAUCAAACACAUUCAACUCCAUCACGGUCCAUGCCUUUCAUGAUCUCAGAAAGAUCUUGAUGUGUACCCGUCGGCGGACUGGCCGGAUAACGUGUGUCCGAAUGUAUGUCAGGUGGGCAGCUUGCAGCGUCCGUUACGGUUGCACCGUCCAUUGUGGCGUGACAGCGUGUGCAGUGGGUACUAUGUAGUAGUGUCGGUCGUAUCGAAGCCUCCGCUUAAACCGAAGUUUAGUCCUUCUGGGAGCAGUGUAAUGUUUUUGUAUACUAUGUUUAGCUAAAACCGACGCGCGCGAUGUACAUUAUUU